GAUUCUUCCCCAUUGCUGCCGAAAUGCGCGACCCAUCGUUAUAUACACGAGCCCUACUUAUUUGCCAAGGAUCUGUCACAGCGAUCUAUAUCGCGACUGGGAUCGUGAUAUAUUAUUACUGCGGCUCUUACGUUGCAUCGCCCGCUCUGGGCUCGGCUGACAUAUUGAUAAAGAAGAUUUCUUACGGCAUCUCUCUCCCUGGCCUGAUAGUCAGCACGAUUGUUGUACUUCACUUCCCAAGCAAAUAUAUCUUCGUCCGCAUCCUCCGUGGCUCAAGACACCUUACAUCAAACUCAUUUAUCCACUGGGCUACCUGGCUCGGUUGUACGUUCGCCAUCACGGUAUCCUCCUAUCUCAUAGCAAGCGGAAUCCCUAUCUUCGGCGAACUUGUCUCCCUGAUCGGUGCUCUGCUUGGAACGUUCCUCUCCUUCCAGCCGAUGGGGUGCAUGUGGCUCUAUGAUAAUUUGAAACGCGGCAGAGAGAACCCGACAGUGAUGUGGGCGCUUCUGGGGGUUUGGAGCAUUAUAGUAAUCGCUUUGGGCUCGUUUAUCAUGGUCGCAGGCACGUACGGAUCUAUCGUGAGCAUUGUUGCGUCUAGUAAAGCCGCAUCCGGGGCUUCGGCGUGGUCGUGUGCUGAUAAUUCCAACUCCUGA
Molecule: messenger RNA, 653 nt
Organism: Aspergillus melleus
Lineage: Eukaryota; Fungi; Ascomycota; Eurotiomycetes; Eurotiales; Aspergillaceae
Exons: 2
Biological process (GO): amino acid transmembrane transport
Cellular component (GO): vacuolar membrane
Molecular function (GO): amino acid transmembrane transporter activity
Source: RefSeq, a predicted model, not a curated record